Molecule: messenger RNA, 3123 nt
Organism: Ceutorhynchus assimilis (cabbage seed weevil)
Lineage: Eukaryota; Metazoa; Arthropoda; Insecta; Coleoptera; Curculionidae
Source: the annotation of a GenBank genome assembly
AUAAACAUAUUUUUUAAAGUUUUCAAUUUUCCCAAAUUGGCCUAUACUAGUGGAUGAAUGCCGGAUACUGAAAAAGUGUAGCAUUUCCCCAAGACUUCUCCAACUGCUUCCUGCCUGACCGAUAAUAUUUGUGAAUAUUCCAGGACAUCUCAGAUCCAGAGGUUAAUUCAAAAUAAACUUAAUCAUGUCUGAUCUACGCAAAUCUGCACUAAACUUUUCUCAAAAAAAGCCAGUCCUACCUAGUUCUGUAAUAAAACACGAUUUUGCCCCAAUCAAAUGGCAAAAAUAUUUUGAUAAAGAGGAAUUCAUUAAAACAGCUUCAGGUGAACAUCAUAUUUACAUAAAAGGACACGAAGGACCUAUUAUACUAUGUCUACACGGUGGCGGGUAUAAUGGAUUAACUUGGUCGCUGUUUGCAAAAGAAUUAUAUGCAAAUCUGGAAUGUCAGAUAGUUGCAAUCGACUUUCGAGGUCACGGAAAUACAAAAACUCUGGACGAUUCAGAUUUAUCUUUAGAAACGAUGACGCAAGAUGUAGCUGAUAUAGCAAAUAUCCUUGCUGAACGUGAGAAAACGGCAGUUGUGUUAAUUGGACACAGCAUGGGAGGAGCAGUUGCAGUGAAUGCAUCUUACAAUAUUAGCAAUUUGGCUGGAUUGUGUGUUAUUGAUGUAGUUGAGGGUACCGCUCUUGAUGCAUUAUCUUCGAUGCAAAGUAUCUUGAGGGGCCGUCCUUCCCACUUCAAGAGUAUACCGCAUGCGAUUCAGUGGUGCUACAAAGGCGGACAGUGUCAUAAUUUAGAAGCAGCUAGAGUUUCAAUGCCAGGACAAAUUGUGAACAUAAAAACAGGACAAUUAGCUUGUGAUGAAUGGGAAACAUUUGACAAAAUCGAUGGAAUGAAUCUUCCAACUGCAUCUGUUAGCCAGCUAAGAGCAUCCAAAUUUACACUCAGAGAAGAAGAUGAAGAAGGAUCGGAUACUGAAAAACCUGAUGAAGAAAACAUAUUCAAAAUUCCCAAAUCGAAUGUGCACAUAGGUGAUGAUGCUGGUUCACAUCCGUCUUACUCUUGGAAAAUUGAUUUGAGCAAAACCGAACCCUUUUGGCAACAUUGGUUCCAGAAUUUAUCAGACAAAUUCUUGAAUGCCAAAGUGCCACGGAUUUUGGUUUUGGCCAAUAUCCACGGGCUGGACACUAAACUUACUGUCGGACAAAUGCAAGGCAAAUUCCAAUUGCAAGUGUUAGCCAAAUGUGGUCACGCUGUUCAAGAGGAUCAACCUCAUCAUGUAGCGGAAAUACUUAGUAUUUAUUUAGUGAAACAAAAGUGUGCAGAGGCAAAGUCAGGAUUUUCUAUGCCUCUUUAUCCUAAUACAAACUGUUAGGAACUGGAGUUUAUAGACAUAAGACUAGGUUUAAGGUUGGAAGUUGAUGCAGUGUGUAAAAAUAAUCCCAAAGGGCAAACGUUGAGGGCGGAGAAUUUUAUUCCACUAGGAACAACUUCCCCAUGAAGAAAAUAUGAAAAUUGGGUUGGAAAAUGAGCGAGCAAACAAUAUUAAGUAUGUCUGAUGAGGUUUAGGGGGAUGAGAAUGAUCUCAAGAAACAUUUCAUUCAUCAUUACAAUAAAAUACAAAAACUAUAAUGUUUUUGAAGAUUCUCAACCCUCAAUAUGGAAUAGGGUGUUUUAUCUGUCUGAAUGAUAGAAAGUUGCAAAAUUGUUGUAUGUAUAGAAUCUGAGAUAAUAGCCGAAUCUAUUUAUCCCCACUAUAUGGAUGAAUCUGUGGAAAAAUCCAUUUUUUGAAUGAUAUCUGAUACCUGCGAUCAGGAAAGAGAAAUUGCAGCCGAUAUAGUUGGGGCCAAUAUUUUUCAGAUCCUCUUAUAACUUCUAACACAUAGAAAAUGCAAAUUUUUGGUCAGUUAAGUAUUAAUUGCCUCAGAUUCUUACUUACCAUUGGGCCUCUAUCAAAAUUGGUUCUAAAUUCACAUUUAACCCCCUCAGAAUUACGCUUUAGCAAGCCGUGAGGACAAUUUUUCAGUCUUCAAUUUACAAAGGACAGGAGUGAAAAUACACACAAAAAAUUCACAAACUUGUGGUUUGAGUCCUAGUGAGUCACAUCUGAAAGAUAGUUUCCAAAUGGUAACCUUGGUGGGAGCUUGUGUGUGAAUUGUUUCUAAUAUAUAAAAAUGUUUUGGGAAUAUUUGAAGCUUGUGGCACAAUUUAUGCAUUGUCAGAUACGGUCAGGAUUUUGUAAUUUAGAAAACUGUUCUUUAGUUUUCAAGAAAAAAGCAUGAAGUGACUUUUUUAAAAGUAGAAUUGUACAAUAAGCUGCUUGCAAACAGAAUGGUUUCGAGUCUUAUUUUCUCUUUCUCAUUUUUUUAAAAUUUAAUUCAGAAAGUAGACAAUGUAGGUUAGGUGAGCCAGGUUUGCCAGAUUACAGUUUAUAAGCAAAAGAUAUAUUUUUACUACUGCUCAGAAUAGUCUAUGGUUUAAAGUUUCCAGAAAUGCUUUUUAUAGAACAUGUAUUGGUUACAUUAGACUUAUUCAUUGGCCGCCGAAAAUUCGAAAGUUCUCAUGAAAAUACAUACUUUUAUAAAGUUUUUCAAAUUGUGUCAAGUCCUGGAGAAAGUUUACUUGGCAACUUGUAAAUAUAGUUAAGAAAAUAAAUAGUAUAAUUUAUUUUAUCUAGGAAAAAAAGUUAUAAGAUUGUGCAGUGCAGUUUCUUUGGGUUUAUUUAGUAAAUGGCAUCAAUAGGUAUAUGUUUUAAAAAAACCUCAUUUACCAAAUUUUUUUGGAAGAAGUUGAAUAUUUUAUAUAUGUAUAGUAUUUUUAAUACCUAUUAGGAAGUACCUACCAGUCGUUUCAGUUGUCUUAGUGAUUUGUGAUUGGUUGGUAAUUUUUUGUUUCAUCUAAUUCAUGAUUGAUAAACAAGGAUGAAGUUAUUUCAAAUAAGUAAUCAAAAUACUAUAGAUGCCUAAGUAAAAUAUUGAUAAAUUAUUUUUUUUACUAAUUACGCUAGCCUGUUGUAAAAUAUGUACUUAAUUUUUGUAAUGAUAUAAGUACCUAAAUAAAUGAGCUCUGUUAAUUAUUAUAAAAUGUUGAUUGUUUUUUAAAUCAAUUCAAUCACACUACCAC